Molecule: messenger RNA, 2632 nt
Organism: Entelurus aequoreus (snake pipefish)
Lineage: Eukaryota; Metazoa; Chordata; Actinopteri; Syngnathiformes; Syngnathidae
Product: potassium voltage-gated channel subfamily H member 7-like
Exons: 11
Coding region: 55-2541 (828 amino acids)
Biological process (GO): potassium ion transmembrane transport; regulation of heart rate by cardiac conduction; membrane repolarization during action potential
Cellular component (GO): membrane
Molecular function (GO): inward rectifier potassium channel activity
Source: RefSeq, a predicted model, not a curated record
GACUUCCAGUGCAACAUCCACAUCAUCCCUGUGAAGAACGAGGAAGGCGUGGUCAUGAUGUUCAUCCUCAACUUCGACUACGUGGCCGACGAAGGAAGUGACAACUCUGCCGAGAAGAUAAGCCCCGCCUCCCCCACUAAGUCUGAUCAGAGAAUGAGUCGAUUCUUCCGCUUCCGCCAGGCGGCUCUGAGCCUGAUGAACACCAAGCAGUCUCUCCCGCAAGAGGACCCGGACGCCGUGUUGGUGGACUCCCCCAAAGACCAGGAGGACUGCGUGGCCCUCCAGGGCCUCCCCUCCCCCACCAAGAGCACCUGCAGCCCCCUGGAGGCCAACGACACUCACGCUCUCAUCAGCUCCAGCCGACACUCCUCCCAGGCCAGCGUGGCCCCGGAGCCUCUGGACCACUCCUCUCCCAAACUCCUGUGGGAAAAACUGUACCAGACCCAGGCGCACCAUUCCUCCACCUCCCUGUCCAACACCUUCCCCCGAGGAAGUGUCAGCAGCAUGAGGCGGGCCUCCUCCGUCCACGAGAUGGAGGGUUACACCUCCAGUUCCAAGAGCAUCUUCAGGGAGCGGCACGCCAACGAAGGUGCGUUUAACCACGUGAAGUCCAGCCUGCUGGGAUCCACGUCGGAGUCCAACAUCAACAAGUACAGCACCAUCCACAAGAUCCCUCUGAUCGCCCUCACCUUCUCAGACGCCAACGACAAGAAGACUCAUCACUCGCCGCCAUCCUCAGACAAAACCAUCAUCGCUCCCAAGGUCAAAGACCGCACGCACAAUGUCACGGAAAAAGUGACACAGGUGUUGUCCCUGGGAGCGGACGUGCUGCCGGAGUACAAGCUGCAGACCAACCGCAUCGACGUGUUCACCAUCCUGCACUACAGUCCGUUCAAGGCGGUGUGGGACUGGCUGAUCCUGCUGCUGGUCAUCUACACCGCCAUCCUCACGCCGUACUCCGCCGCCUUCCUGCUCAACGACCAGGAGGAGCAGCGCAGGCGGGAGUGCGGCUACUCCUGCAGCCCCCUCAACGUGGUGGACCUGAUGGUGGACAUCAUGUUCAUCAUCGACAUCCUCAUCAACUUCAGGACCACCUACGUCAACCACAACGAGGAGGUGGUCAGCCACGCCGCCAAGAUCGCCAUCCACUACUUCAAGGGCUGGUUCCUCAUCGACAUGGUGGCCGCCAUACCCUUCGACCUGCUCAUCUUCGGCUCUGGCUCAGACGAGACCACCACCCUGAUCGGACUGCUGAAGACGGCCAGGCUGCUGCGGCUGGUGCGGGUGGCCAGGAAGCUGGACCGCUACUCGGAGUACGGGGCGGCGGUGCUGAUGCUGCUGAUGUGCAUCUUCGCCCUCAUCGCCCACUGGCUGGCCUGCAUCUGGUACGCCAUCGGCAACGUGGAGAAGCCCUACCUGGAGCACAAGAUCGGCUGGCUGGACAACCUGGGCGUGUCCAUCGGGAAGCGCUACAACUACAGCGACGCCAACUCGGGGCCGUCCAUCAAGGACAAGUACGUGACGGCGCUCUACUUCACCUUCAGCAGUCUGACCAGCGUGGGCUUUGGAAAUGUUUCCCCCAACACAAACUCCGAGAAGAUCUUUUCCAUCUGCGUCAUGCUGAUUGGCUCCCUGAUGUACGCCAGCAUCUUCGGCAACGUGUCGGCCAUCAUCCAGAGGUUGUACUCGGGCACGGCUCGCUACCACGCCCAGAUGUUACGUGUCAAAGAGUUCAUUCGCUUCCAUCAGAUCCCCAACCCUCUGAGGCAGAGACUGGAGGAAUACUUCCAGCACUCCUGGGCCUACACCAACGGCAUUGACAUGAACACGGAGGUGCUGAAGGGCUUCCCAGAAUGCCUGCAAGCUGACAUCUGCCUGCACCUGAACAACAACCUGCUGCACAACUGCAAGGUGUUCCAAGGAGCCAGCAAAGGCUGCCUGAGAGCUCUGGCCAUGCACUUCAAGACCACCCACGCUCCUCCUGGAGACACCCUGGUCCACUCUGGAGACGUCCUUACCGCCCUCUACUUCCUGUCCAGAGGAUCCAUAGAGAUCCUCAAGGACGACAUCGUGGUCGCCAUCUUGGGUAAAAACGACAUCUUUGGAGAGAUGAUCCACCUGUUCGCCAAACCCGGCAAGUCCAACGCUGACGUGCGAGCCCUGAGUUACUGCGACCUGAGCACCAUCCAGCGGGAGGACCUCCUGGAGGUGUUGGACAUGUACCCUGAGUUUGCUGACUACUUCUUCGCCAACCUGGAGCUCACCUUCAACCUGAGAGACGAGUCUGCCAGGCCUUCCAGUCCUCAGGGCUGUGACUCGGACGGCGAGGGCACUCGGAGCAUGAAAAGAAGAAUCUCCUUCACGCCAGAAAUGGACGACCAUGACGUCAGCACACACUUGGAAAGGGACUCAAACCUGUGCCUGAAAGUCCGAGGUCCCUCCACGCCGAGCACCCCGGUGCUGGAGUCCAACCUUCUCGGACACAGCGAGACCACGGACAACUUGAGGAGAAGUCCAUCUUUCCAAGAAUGCGACUGCUGACUCCGCAGAUCUGUGCUGUGACAAAUGGGCGUGCAAGAAGCCCGCCCACCACCUGGAGGAGGCGGCCAUCUUGCAGGACCUGAGAGAAGAC